AUGGCAGAGGCCUUGGUGAGAAGUGCCAAUGUUUUUCCCUCCAAAUCUUUCGGGAAUACUUCAUCCGAUCAUCUUCAUCGUCGCCGCCAGGUGGGCUUUUUUCUUUUCCGCAAGAAACCAUCUCCGGUGACAUACCGGAGCUUGACUCUCCGAUUGGCGCCAGCUCAAUCAUCCUCAAACAGCUUUAGUUAUUCCUUUUCCGGUGGGAAAUGGGCCAAGCGCUGCUCCAAUCAAUCAAGGUCGUCUUCUUCCUUUUCCAUUUCUGCCCAGAUGAAGACUGGAAUUAUUGGAAUUGGGAAAGGUCAAAAAUGGUGGGAGAAAGGUCUUCAACCUAACAUGAAGGAGGUUUUGGGUGCCCAGGAUCUCGUGGAUUCCCUUUUGAACGCUGGGGAUAAGCUUGUUGUUGUUGAUUUCUUUUCCCCUGGUUGUGGUGGUUGCAAAGCUCUUCAUCCCAAGAUAUGCCAGUUGGCGGGUCAGAACCCGGAUGUGCUGUUCCUUCAGGUGAAUUACGAGACACACAAGUCUAUGUGUUACUCUCUCAAUGUUCAUGUCCUUCCCUUCUUCCGUUUCUACAGAGGCGCUCAUGGACGUCUUUGCAGCUUUAGCUGCACUAACGCUACGAUUAAGAAAUUCAAAGAUGCAUUGGCAAAGUACGGUGGUGAUUUCUGUAGCCUUGGCCCAACUAAAGGCCUUGAGGAGAAGGAAUUACUUGCCCUUGCCGCCAACAAAGACCUUUCGUUUACCUACAAACCCAAGCCUGAGCUAGAGGCCAUGCCCGAGCCCACGUUAGUUGUUGCUCCAGGGCAAGAGAAGAUCUUAUCCUCAGUCCAUUCUGAACACCACCCACUUCCUCUUCCAAUUCCACUUACAUCCGAUAGUACAGGAUUACAUUCAUAUUCUUCAUUAUCGCGGGGAUGA
This is a messenger RNA of Oldenlandia corymbosa var. corymbosa, 918 nucleotides long. The record is from the annotation of a GenBank genome assembly. NCBI's taxonomy places the organism in Eukaryota, Viridiplantae, Streptophyta, Magnoliopsida, Gentianales, Rubiaceae.